This is a messenger RNA of Protopterus annectens (West African lungfish), 9256 nucleotides long. It is a transcript of the gene PRDM16, whose product is annotated as PR/SET domain 16. The coding region runs from base 246 to 4157 and encodes 1303 amino acids. Gene Ontology annotation, cellular component: nucleus. The transcript is spliced from 18 exons. The record is from RefSeq and is a predicted model, not a curated record. Gene Ontology annotation, biological process: regulation of transcription by RNA polymerase II. Gene Ontology annotation, molecular function: protein binding; RNA polymerase II cis-regulatory region sequence-specific DNA binding; DNA-binding transcription activator activity, RNA polymerase II-specific. NCBI's taxonomy places the organism in Eukaryota, Metazoa, Chordata, Ceratodontiformes, Protopteridae.
GUUCAGGGAAAGGCAAAGAUGGUGCAGAGAAGGGGGAGAGAUAAGUGAUCGAAAGAAGAGGAUAGGACAAAAAAAACUGAUGAUGAUGAAUACAUUGGAAAGUUUUUGGCCCUGGUGAGGGUGUCAGAUUGAAUACUGUAUGCGCAUGUGCGAAGGUGUCCAAACUGACAAUGCUUGGGAGAUGAAGAUAGUGUGUAGCUGCUUCUGGGCUCAAGGAGGAGGAGAGGAAUCCACAAGCCGACAAGAUGAGAUCCAAGGCGAGGGCGAGAAAACUGGCCAAAACUGACAGUGAAGUUGUAAAUAAUAUGUAUGAGCCAGAGCAUGAACUGCCCACCUGUGAGAGUGCUGAAGAAGAAACAGAAGACAGCAUCAUGUCUCCAGUUCCUGUUGGGCCUCCUUCACCCCUUCCAACCAGUGAGGAUUUCACUCCCAAAGAAGGUUCUCCAUAUGAAGCCCCCGUCUACAUUCCUGAUGACAUUCCCAUUCCACCAGACUUUGAACUGAAAGAGUCUUCCAUUCCAGGGGCAGGGCUGGGGAUAUGGGCAAAAAAGAAAAUCGAAAUGGGUGAAAGGCUUGGGCCUUGCAUACUGUCGCACAGGAUGACAAUAAAAGGUCCAGACUAUGGAUGGGAGCAAAUGUUGAAUGACUCUGAGUCAAACUCCCAAGAUGGAUCCAUCAGAAAGAUUGUUGAUGAACUCGGAAAUGAAACGUUUUGUGAUGAUGUCAGUCGGUCUGGAACUGCAAGCUGGCUCAAGUACAUUAGGACUGCACGUUCCUUCAAUGAACAAAAUUUAGUCAUUUGCGACAUCAAUGACCAAAUCUAUUAUAAAGUUAUCAGAGACAUUGAAGCAGGCGAGGAGUUGUUAGUUUACAUGAAGGACGGAGGUUACUCAGAUGGGCACCUGCCUCCUAAUCUUGAUGAAGAGCAGACAUUUUGUUGUGGAGUAUGUGGCGAACUCUUCCAGACCAAAGUAGAACUCCGUCGACAUCAGAAGUAUGCAUGUAGUGCUGUAAAUACCAUAUUUGAGACCCUGAAUGAGGAUAUCAAGCAGGAAAAGCUGGAAGAUGGAACAGUUCACGAGUGUAAGGAUUGCGAACGAAUAUUCCCCAGUAAAUACAGCCUGGAGCAACAUAUGAUCAUCCAUACAGAGGAAAGGGAAUAUAAAUGUGAUCAGUGUCCAAAGGCCUUCAAUUGGAAAUCAAAUCUGAUUCGCCACCAGAUGUCACAUGACAGUGGCAAACGAUUCGAGUGUGAAAACUGUGUCAAGCCAACUACAAAGACCUGUGACAUAAAUCCGUUGUUAAUAGCAAUGGUAAAACAGCAAGAGAGUUUUCUCACCAAUCAAGUGAUGGCUGGAAAAGCAAGACCUCCCACAGUAUUCACUGACCCCAGCAACCUCCAGCGACAUAUCCGCUCCCAACACGUCGGUGCACGGGCUCACGCUUGCCCUGACUGCGGCAAAACCUUCGCCACCUCAUCAGGCCUCAAACAACACAAGCACAUUCACAGCACUGUCAAACCCUUCAUAUGUGAGGUCUGCCACAAGUCCUACACCCAGUUCUCGAACCUCUGCCGCCACAAGCGGAUGCACGCAGACUGCCGCACACAGAUUAAAUGUAAAGACUGCGGACAAAUGUUCAGCACUACCUCCUCUCUUAAUAAGCACCGGCGCUUUUGUGAGGGUAAAAACCAUUAUACCCCUGGUGGGAUGUUCAACCCAGGUUUGUCCCUCACACCAAGUAAUAUGUUGGACAAAUCAAAGUCAUUGCCUAACAUGAACCAUGCCAGCUUAGGGUUUCCUGAGUAUUUUCCUUCCAGACCGCAUCAUCCGGGGUUACCAUUUUCUUCUGCUCCACCAACUUUCACUGCACUUAAUCCUGGAUUCCCAGGGAUCUUCCCCCCUUCUUUGUACCCCAGACGUCCACUGUUACCCCCAAGUCCGUUAAUGAAAAGCACCCUGAACCACAGUCAAGAAGCAAAGCUCCCAAGUCCUUUAGGGAAUCCAGCUUUGCCAACAAUGUCAACUAUCAACAGUCGUAUUCUGCCUCCUGAAGAAAAAUUGGAACUGCAGGAAAUUGCAGCAUACAGUGAGAAGUCAAAAACAAAAUGCAGUGACUUGUCUGAUGCAAGUGAUUUUGAGGAUGUUAAUACAACAACAGGGACUGACUUGGAUACCACAACGGGUACUGGGUCAGACUUGGACAGUGAUGCAGAAAGUGACAGAGAAAAACAUAAAGACAGAAGCAAACAGACUGACAUCAAAUCAGAUUCUAUCAUAGGGUCAGUUUCCAUGAGUUCUAGUAAUGACUUCUGUGAACGUCCAUUUUCAGCUGCUCAGGCUUUCUUCCCACCUCCAGAUGAUCAGACACUGCCUACAAUGGGAGCACCUAAUGACUCUAUCAAAGCAAUUGCUUCUAUUGCAGAGAAGUAUUUUGGCCCAGGAUUUAUGAGCUUGCAGGAGAAAAAAAUGGGACCACUUCCCUACCAUUCCAUGUUUCCACUACAGUUCCUUCCUAGUUUCCCACAUUCUUUAUACCCCUUUCCAGAACGAACUCUGCAUCCGAACUUGCUGGUCAAGGCGGAACCAAACUCACCCAGGGACCUUCAAAAAAUAGGAAACACCAGCUCAGAGUCGCCUUUUGAUCUAACAACAAAGCCGAAAGAGGUCAAGCCAGCUUUGCCAAUGCCUAGGAUCAAACCAAUGUCCUUAUCGGGAGAAGAACAGCCACUGGACCUUAGCAUUAGCAACCGUAGCAGAGUCAAUCAAAAUGGGACAUCAGAGCCACGCAAAAAUCACAUAUAUGGUGACAGAAAAUUGACUGUCAACAGAGAACUGCUCAAGAUUUCCCACUCUCAACCUCCCCAGCAGCCUUCACUGCACUAUGCUAAGCCUUCCCCCUUCUUCAUGGACCCCAUUUACAGCAGGGUAGAGAAGCGGAAACUUAUGGACCCUGUCGGUGCCCUGAAGGACAAGUACCUGCGACCCUCACCGUUGCUCUUCCACCCCCAGAUGUCUGCAAUAGAACACAUGACAGAAAAACUAGAAAGUUAUGGGACACUUAAACCAGAUGCUGCAAAUUCAUUACAGUCCUUACCACACCAUCCUUUCAACUUCCGGUCACCACCACCAGCACUAUCAGAUUCAAUACUUCGCAAGGGGAAGGAGCGCUACACAUGCAGGUACUGUGGAAAGAUCUUCCCCCGAUCGGCAAAUUUGACUCGACACCUCCGGACACACACAGGGGAGCAGCCGUACAGGUGCAAAUACUGUGACAGGUCGUUCAGCAUCUCUUCCAAUCUGCAGAGGCAUGUUCGAAAUAUUCACAACAAGGAGAAGCCAUUUAAAUGCCAUCUUUGUAACCGGUGUUUUGGACAGCAGACAAACCUAGACCGUCAUCUCAAAAAGCACGAACAUGAGAGCAUACCAGUGAGUCAGCAUUCAGGAGUAAUUUCGAAUCAUCUUGGUACAAGCACAUCCUCUCCAAAUUCAGAGUCUGACAACCAUGCACUUUUAGAAGAGAAGGAAGAUGCGUAUUUUUCAGAAAUUAGGAAUUUUAUUGCAAACAAUGAACUGAAUCAGCCUUCAGGCUUAACGGAAAAAAGAGCAGAGAUUCAAGACGUUAUCAACCCUCAGGUUCAUGUGCUGACCAAUCAGAAAUCAGUCAUUGUGGAUGAGGAGGAGGAAGAUGAGCUGGAGGAAGAAGAUGAAGAUGGCAGCUUAACAGAAAAGUCACAGGAGGAAGUAACAUCACCCACAACAGAUCCUCAGGUGGCAUAUGAAGACGAUGAAGAUGAUGAAGAAGAACCCAGCUCACUCUCCAUGACUUACGAGCAUUCUCAAAGGUGCAUUGCAGAGGAGGAAGAAGCCAGCUUGUUAGAUCUGGAGCAAAUAUCGAAUUUUGGGAAAAGCCUGGAUCUUCGGAAAGCAGCUGAGGAAGCAUUUGACGUCAAAGAUGUAUUUAACUCUACUUUAGAGUCUGAGGCAAUAAAAGAAACUCUUUACAGGCAGGCCAAAACACAGGCUUAUGCAAUGAUGCUAUCCUUAUCAGAAAACACAUCUCUCCACACAUCCUCCCAGAAUUCACUGGAUGCUUGGUUGAACAUGACAGGAGCAGCCUCUGAGACUGGGAACUUCAACCCCAUCAACCACCUCUGAGAAACAGAAAAAGCUGACUGGAUCAGACUUGAUGGGUGGGAAAAUUGAGGGCUAGUUUACUACUAUAAAUGUGGAAACAAGAGCAACUGAAAGCCAGUGGCAGAAAACAAGAGAUCGUGGACAUGAGACAAGGAGAACUCAUAUAUACAUUCAAGAAAAUAAGUAAAUCCUACAUGUGGCAUGCCAUUCUGCAGAACAUAUCUUUUCAUACAACAUUUUCUACAUGGAUUUGCUUUUUAAUUCUUUUCUCCUGGGUGAGAUGUAACUGCAGUUCAGGAUCCUGCCAUUUCAAAACUGAUCUACACAGUGGGUAAUUCUGCCUGUAGCAAAUUAGCUCUACUACAAGGAAUAUUCUAAUACAAAGUAUAUGAAAUGCAGAAAUCCAGUAAAUCAGAAACCUUGUUUGUUCCCCAGAAUAGAUCACUGAACCACCAAUGUAACCUGUUUCUAUUACACAUCUCUUAAUCUGCAGAUAUGUGUGAGGACUAGUGUACUUCGGGUUUUUCAUCCAACCACACAAUAUUCCUGUUUUUAGCUGAGACCAGUUUAUUUGUAUAUAAUAUGCAUGCAAAAACAAAGCACAGCUCUACUUAAUUGUUCACACUGGAAAAUAGCCUUUAAAUGCAUUUCUAAAUGAGCUGAAUACAUUUUGGUACUGGUGUUUCAAAGGUAACCAUUAAGGAAGGGCACAGUGGCAUGCAAUCAUUUCUCAUUUCAUUUACAGUAGGAGAUAAUGCCACAGCUAAGUACGAUUUAGACAUAUAUCCCAGUGGCAACUACUUUCUGCUUAGGUAUACCAUGAAGUUAAUCCUACCAGGAAGUAGUACUCAUAACAUAAAUGAAUAUAAACUACCAAAUGCAGAAAUCUAGUGGCAGAAAAAAAUCCCUCACCUAAAAGAAAAUGUUGUUGCACAUUUAAGCUUAGCAUGACCUCACAAGCUACAGACAGUGUUUGUCAUGAUUCUCUAGUCAAUAUUGAAUCCACUACAUCUCAUACAAGCUCUUUUUGUAAGACAAACUCCUGUUCUUUUCUUGUGUCUCUUUUCCUGAGGUUGUGCAUUUUCCAAGCUGGCCUUGCUUUCCUACUUCUGACAUUUGAAUGUCUGCUGCAGCACUGGCGAGUUCAUUCUUUACUUACAUAGUUUGUGGAAAUAAGGUCUGUCUCAAGAUUACAUAGUAUAUUUCUGGCUUGCUGGUCUGUUGUCAGGAGAGGCAAAAAAUACAUGAUUUCCCCUUUAUUUCUGAACACAUCAUGCAGUAUGAGAAUGAAAGACAAAAUUCCAUCAAAUGCAUUUAUUCUGACAAAUAAGACACUGUUUUGCACAAAGCUGUUGCCCAAACACAGCUAUGUUAGACUAACAUAUUAAAUAAAAUCACUCUGUGAGACAGGUGUGUUGAUCUUACAGUCAGUCAGUUGGCUUAUGCUAAAACAAAGAAUGGCUAGCCCUUAAUCCGGGGAUUUAAAUUAUUAUUAUGAGGCCAAUUCAGUUGUAACGUGUUUUUCCUAUCAGAAUAUACAUUAAUCUGUAAAUAAUGUGUAAUUUUUCCUAACUUUUCCUCAUGAUAUUUCUUAAGUAACAGUAUUUUUUCAUUAGACAUCAUUAUGAUGAAUAAAUAAUUAAUGUUAAUAUAAUGCUCUAGUGAAGGACCAAAAUUUAUGUAAUAAAGUUGUAUGUUGUAUGAUAUAACCAGGGAGUAGGGAACAGUCAUUCGUGCCAAAUAACCCCUAAGUACGCAUGUUGGUCUUGUUACCGAUUUUCCAGACAAUCAUAUGUUGUAUUUAAUUUUUUCAGCUGCAUUCUUUUAGGUAUUAGUAUUCUAUUUAUUGUUGUUUAGCCAAUUGUUCAAACAAUAUUGCAGCUGAAAGCAAAUUUUCUCCCAAAUAUGCCCUAUUUCUGUUGUGGGGAGAUACUGUAUAUUGGAACUACUGUGAAUUUUCUUGCUUUUUAGCCAAGGUGGCAUGCAGGGCUAAUGUGCCAUAUAACAGAAAAAAAUGAAAGUAAAGUACUGUGUGUUAUUUAUAGGAACUUUCUGCUUUUCAGAAGUAAAACAGAGAAAAGCAUAAACAAUGCUCACAACUGACCUGCUAACAAAUCAGUGAUAAUAAGUGUCAUGCUAUUUAGCUAUGGAACCCCUCUAGAUAUCCCUUGAUCUUAAUAAUGUAUGUGCAGUAAAUGUGAUAGUAUGUGCAUAAGUCCUGAGAUGUCACUCAGAACUUACUUCUAAUAAGCAAGUAAGUGAAAAUAUUACACCAGUUUCUGCAACGUGUCUUUAAAUACAUGAAAAGUAUACCUCAGAUAGAAUAACUCUGCCCAAACUAUGUCGUCAAAUGAGCAGCCAUCAACAACUGUGAUGCAUAUUUUUGAAACACCUGCAUUCUAUUUAAUUAUGUAAUUAUUCAGUAUAACAGCAUAUGGCUUGAAAAAAUGUGUAUGUGUGUGCAUCUGUGUGCGUGUGUGUGUGUGUGUGUGUGUGUGUGUGUGUGUGUGUGUGUGUGUGUGUGUGUGUGUGUAAACAUGAACAUGAUACAGGUGUCAACUGCCACUGCAACCAAUGUGGCUUUAUUUUUGGUUUAUCACUUUUACCAUGUUGCAGAGAAUAGAAAUAAAUGGGCUAUAAGUUCAAAAUAUAUGUUAUCCAGUGAAAAAUGUAUUUAAAAUGAAGCUACAAUGAUGGCAUGCCAAUAAAAUGGAACUUUCUAAGAUUUCUUUAAUGGUAGCCCAGUAUAUUUAUGAAACUCAAAUGAUGAAAGACUUCCCAGCGCCCUCUGUUUGCACAGUCACUGGAUGCACUGAUCUCUACCAUACUAGAUGGCAUUCUUGUACAAAUGUUAUUAUGUAAGAUACAAAGGUGAGCUAAACAUAAUUUUGAAGGCAUUAUCAUUAUGUUACUUAUGUGCUUCAGCUUCUCAUUGUUAUAGUAGCACCAUCUACAUAUCCUCAUCCACGUGUCUGAUUGCUGUGGGCAGUCUUCUAAAAUAUAGUCUUGCCACAACACUUCCCACAGCCUUAGUUCUUCAUCUUCCCAUAAUCCUUCCUCAAAUGUACAUUUACAUGCUGUAGCUCAAUUCUAAUACAUUUUGUCUGUUUCAGUUACUGUAAAAAAGGUUCCAUCAAAAGAGAUUAUUUUUCAAUCACUACUUAAAACGAAGCUGAGCAUAUUUGAAUUGUUUCUGUAAUGGGACUCAGGAGAGGAGCAGAGACUGCAGUGUCCAUGUUAACUCUAAUGCAACUCAGCAACUGAUGAUGCAACUCAUGGGUGAGCUGCUUUUGGGCUGAGGGAUGUAUGUAAAAACAUUCCAUAUUUACAGAUUUUGGCAUGGGACCAAUUAUAUUAAUUAUGGUGCCAUGUUUUGACUUUUAAACUAAACAUAGCCUUGUUUUAUAUUAAUUUCAGACUGAAAUACACCCUCUUCCUUCACUGUGAUACAUUCUUAGCUUGUUUGUAAGAGACUGACUAGUAGAGUGAAGAAUAACUUGGACAUUGUAACAGUAUCACCACUUGUAUGAACUGCUUCUUGCCAGGUAAUCAGACUGAAGUAUUUAAGGCUGUAAAUUAAGUUACUGGCAUGAUUUAUAAACGUCAACACUUCUAAAUACACAACGCAUUCUUAAAGCAAAACAAAAUAUGUAGACCAUUUAGGAAGUAGGAGAAAUGCUAUAGUUUCCCAACACGAAUUUGCACUUAAAUCAAAAUGCAGUACAUCAGGUGUUGUGCUGUCUGUUAGAAAGCAUAAAUAAAGCACUUGAGAUAUGUGGCCUACCACCAUAUGGCUCAAAAGACAUUUAAUGAUAAUUCUCUGUGUCACUUCCACAUCCUUCUGAUUAGCCACUUGUUAAAACAAAACUGAAUGCAGUGUGUCUGUAUAGGAGGACACCAACCUAAUACCUCAUAUUUCAGACAGUAUGCAGAAGUAAAAUGUGCAGUUAUUUAAAAUUUGCAUUUUUAUCUGAGGUCAGAGUGAGUAACUGGCGUGUGCUGACUGUACUUUGUAUUGUUCAUGUGAUUGCAGUAUAGAAAGCACACCCCUGAAAUUUAUACUGGUAGCAUCCAGUCUCACAGGGCAAUUAUUUCUUCUUUCCAAAAGAUAGCCAGUGAUUACUACUGUUGCUAUUUGUUCAUUUUGCACCCAUGUAACUACAAAAAUCUGUCUCUGAUUUGGGGAUUUUUUUUUUUUUUAUAUAAAACAUAUAUGGGGUUUCUCUAAAUGUGUUAGAAAAAGGCAGCUUUAGGUUUCUGAAUGUGCAAUUCUUGUCUAAACAGAUUUACUGAUGUUCAUAUGUUGCUUAAGAAUGCCUGAGAGGCUUUGCCCAAAUAUUAUUUACCAGCAUGUAAAAUAAGUAAUGAUGUUGGAAGGAUAGGAAAAUGUGCUUGUAAAGCACAAACAGAAAAAGGAAAACAAGCAUUACACCCAUACUUCUGUCAGCUUUUACUUCUACUGUGCCUGCACAGAUUUUUUUCUUUUGAAACUGUAAAGUAUUUUAAAUCAAUCAAUUGUAAAUGUCUAGUUUUCAUAUAAUGUUUAAAAUUAAAACAAAACUUUAGAAAAAGACACAGAGGAUGGUGCUCACCUCAUUUUUGAUUCAGACUGUAUAUUGCUUCUGUCCUGUUUAUAAAAACUGUGCAUGACACGUGUUUAGCGGUCCUUAUUGUGUCUUGUUUGUGAAAUUUUUAUGAAAAGAAAAAAAAUGAAAAAUUCCGUAGAUGCACUUAUUGUACAUGUGAUUAGAAGUUUUGUUACAAGACUAAAAGUCUUGAAAUGCCGAGGGAAAACAAACAAAAAAUAUAUGAAAAAAAUAUAUCGGUCAGUUAUUAAUUAAAAUAAAAUCACUCAUGGGCAAAUGAAGAAAUAUAAAAAAAAAAACUUAAGUGUAGAAAUAAUUAAAACAAAGCAAUUUGAAAUGUUCUUUUUUGAUGCUUGUGAUAAAAACAAAUGUACUUGUGUAGAGGAAUUCCAAUAAAACAAUGAAUUAAAAAGCUGAUUUUUGAGGUUAAUGCUGUAGAAUAGGAGUGUAUACCAAAUGUAAUCUUUCCAGUGCUAAAACAAAUUUAUACAUGAGAUUGAUAUGCAAUAAACCUGUGUGCUUUUUCUACUUCAA